Molecule: messenger RNA, 1624 nt
Organism: Schizophyllum commune H4-8
Lineage: Eukaryota; Fungi; Basidiomycota; Agaricomycetes; Agaricales; Schizophyllaceae
Exons: 3
Coding region: 26-1624 (532 amino acids)
Source: RefSeq, a predicted model, not a curated record
CUCGCCUCUGGUCGUGAUAUGCGCCAUGGGUAACCCACUGGAAAUAUCCGAACUCAGGUUGCUUAUCUGCCGAGAGCUCUACACUACAGACCUCGGCGCGCUUCGACUGACAUGUAAACGAUGGUCUCUAGAAGCAGAGCAAGAGAUGUGGUCGCACGUUUUCAGGUUCUUACCCUUGUUGCGACUCAUCCCUGAAGAUGCCUGGCUAGAAGGAGAGACCGAAUCAACGCUCAAACACUAUCGGCGACAAUUGAGCUUUAGAUUUAUACGUCCUCUUACACCUCAAGACUGGAUCCCCGUUAUGAAGCGUGCUCGCUUCGUGAAGAGACAAUGGUUCAUGGACCUCACCACCUUGGAAUAUCUAGAAGGCCAAGUCGACGCCAUCCUCGCCUGUCCGCCACCCUCUCUCCCUCUCUUUCCCAACAUGCGGUCUCUGAGGGUUGACUACGACUCUCGUUAUGGACCUGCUUAUCAGCACCUCGCCCACAUCCUCUUCCCGCAGAGUGUUCUCAACUCUAUCAGCGGUGUGGCGUGUAACACGCGCUUCUUCGACCCCGCCAAUUUGGCCGCAAAUUACCAGGAUCUCGCAGAAAUUAGCCUCACUGUGGGCGACAGCCGCUACCAUCGAUCUGAUGUCAUGCCAGAGUCCGCCAUCGCGCAGCGCUACGAAGUACGCCUCGCUGGUGCACUGGCCGCUUGUCGAAGCCUGUCGCAUGUCACCCUAUCUCUGGAUGGAUCAGUCGCUCCAGAGAUAAUUGUCGCGUUGUCACGCAGCAGGUCCAUUCAGAGCGUCAGUCUCCUCUUCCAUGAUCUCGUGACGGACCAUAUUCGAAUUCCAGCGUCAUAUUCCUUCCCUCGCUUCCCUGCCCUUCGCAGCUUCGGAACAUCUGGAUUAACCCUGGAGCGCGCGUGGAGGCUGCUACAAGGGUCCGGGAGAGAUGCGCCUGGCAACAUCUUCGCCCACCAAGACGCUGGCUGCAAGCUUAACGCGCCCCUCUUCGUCGAAACCGGCAAUGCGCUCCUCUGCACCAUGCGCUCUAUACACGACCAGUACACGCCAUAUCGAUCUUUGCGCUCCCUGUCGCUGGACGGCUCUCACCAACCCAUGAAUAUCAACUUCAGCGACAUCGAGAUGUUUUCCGUAUUCCCGCACAUCAACCACUUCGCGCUCGAUUUCGAGUUCGAGGAGGUCUCGAUCACGGACAGCAAUUGCGAGGCCUUCGCGAGCUGGUGGCCUGACCUGCGCCACUUCUCAAUCGGAGGCUCCGCGAGUCCCGCUGUGCGUACGGCGCCCCCCGCGCUAACGCUCCGCGCCCUGCUCGCAUUCGUCCAGCGUUGCCCGCAGUUCGCGUGUCUAGCGCUCCCCAUGGACGCCACGGUCGUUCCUAUCGUUCAAACGGACGCCAAGGGGCGUGCACCGCGAUACUGGGGCCUCGAGGAGCUCACUCUGAAGGACUCUGACAUCGGAAGCGGGGAUGAGCUGGGCGCCUGGAUGGCCGAGUCAUUUCCGGGGUUACGCGACCUUUACUAUUCUCUGCCGAACGAAGAACAUGGCGACGUGGACAGGAGGAUCGAGGAAUGGAACCGCGUGAAAAUGUUGACCACCGGAAGGACGGAAUUCUGA